AUUAGCAGAGAGAUAGAGAAAAUGGACUCAGGGGAACUAUCCCACAUGGAAAAUGGAGACUCCAAGGGAAAGGAAGUAAUUAACGGAAAGACAGCACACACCAUGUCAUCCUCCAUUCUAAGGAAGAAAUCUGAUCCAAUGCUCAUUUCGAGUGUUAGGUUUCAGGUGCUCAGACACUUCUUGGAGAACUUGCAAGAGGUGAUCCUUGGAACCAAGCUCGCUGUGCUCUUCCCUGCCAUCCCUCUUGCCAUGGCUGCAGACUUCUACAAGUAUGGAAGGCCAUGGAUAUUUGCUUUGAGUUUACUUGGACUUACGCCUCUUGCUGAGCGUGUCAGCUUCCUAACUGAGCAAAUUGCAUACUACACUGGUCCAACAGUGGGAGGACUGCUUAAUGCAACAUGUGGGAAUGCAACGGAGCUGAUAAUAGCAUUAUUUGCACUUUACCAACGCAAAAUACAUGUCCUCAAGUACUCCCUAUUGGGUUCCAUCAUCUCAAAUCUCCUCCUUGUUCUUGGGUCCUCUCUCCUCUGUGGGGGUUUGGCCAACCUCAAAAAAGAGCAAAGAUAUGAUAGAAAGCAAGCAGACGUGAACUCACUGUUGCUGUUGCUGGGAUUGCUGUGCCACAUGCUGCCAUUGUUGUUUAGAUAUGCUGCUGGGGGGACAGGCAUUUUCACUGGUGCCUCUAUUCUUCUGCUAUCUAGGGCAAGCAGCAUUCUCAUGCUCGUUGCAUAUUUUGGAUACAUCUUUUUCCAGCUAAAAACUCACAGAAAAUUAUUUGAAUCCGAUCAAGAGGAAGAUGAGGAAGAUGAAAAGGCAGUAAUAGGAUUUUGGAGUGCAUUUAGCUGGCUGGUUGGAAUGACACUGAUCAUAGCUUUGCUGUCUGAGUAUGUAGUGGGAACAAUUGAGGCUGCAUCUGAUUCUUGGGGCAUUUCAGUUAGCUUCAUCAGCAUCAUUUUGCUUCCAAUUGUGGGCAAUGCAGCAGAGCAUGCUGGAUCAAUCAUCUUUGCUUUAAAGGACAAAUUGGACAUAUCUCUGGGUGUUGCACUGGGCUCUGCCACUCAAAUCUCCAUGUUUGCUGUACCUUUAUGUGUGGUGGUUGGUUGGACAAUGAGAAUCCACAUGGAUCUUGAUUUCAGUCUCCUUGAAACGGGUUGUCUCGCUCUCUCCAUUCUCCUUGUAGCCUUUACUUUACAGGAUGGAACUUCACAUUACAUGAAAGGAGUGGUUCUCUGUCUCUGCUACGUUGCCAUUGCCGCGUGCUUCUUCGUUGACAAAAUCCCAAUGGAGGGAGACAGAGUAUCUAAGGGAGAGCUAAUGGCAGCUGCCAGAGAAUCCAACAAAGGAACUGAAGCUGUUUGUGAAAAUGUUGCAAUCAUCUUUGGGGUCACCGGCCUUGUUGGAAGGGAGCUAGCCAAAAGGCUGGUUUCAAAGCCCAAGUGGAAGGUAUAUGGUGUAGCUAGAAACCCUGAAACUUUCCCAAUCCAAAGUCCUAAAUACCAUUUCAUAUCCUGUGACCUGUUAAAUUCCCCGGAAACCUUACAGAAACUCUCCAGUUUACAUGAUGUCACUCAUGGAUUCUGGGUUACUUGGGCUAACCAGCAUCCUCUGGAUAGUCCAGAGUGUUGUGAGCAGAACAGGGCAAUGCUUUCCAACUCCCUGAAUGCCAUCCUCCCUGCAUCCAAGGCAUUGAAGCAUUUUUCGCUUCAAACAGGUAUGAGCCAUUAUGCAGCAUUUGAAGGAGAAAAGAACGUUGGUUUCUUUGACGAAGAAAGCCCGAGGAUGAGUACGGGAUGCAACUUCUACUACGUGUUGGAGGACUUGCUGAGUGAGACGCUAGAUGGUAAGGUUGGUUGGUCUGUUCAUAGACCUGGCGUAAUUCUGGGUAGUUCUCACAGGACUCAGUUUAACUUCAUUGGGAGUUUAUGCGUAUAUGGUGCUAUUUGUAAGCAUUUGAAUUUUCCCUUUGUUUUUGGUGGGACAAGAGAGUCUUGGGAGGAAAGUUACAUCGAUGGCUCCGACGCUCGGCUGGUAGCAGAACAACACAUUUGGGCAGCCACAAAUGAGGAAAUCUCUUCAAGUUAUGGUCAACCGUUUAACUCGAUCAACGGAAGGAGUUUUACAUGGAAGGAGAUGUGGGCAAGUCUUGGACGGAAGUUUGGGGUGGAGGUUCCUGAAGAGAUGUUUAAGGAGGACUUCUCGUUCACAAAAGCUCUAGGAGACAAGCAGAAGGUAUGGGAAGAGAUUGUGGGGAAGGAAGGACUCGUUCCGACCAAGAUGGAAGAUUUGGCGAAUUGGGAAUUCUUGGAUAUAUUGUUUAGAUACCCUGCAAAGCUGCUGGGGAGCAGGGAAAAAACAGAUCGGCUUGGCUUUACAAUGAGAUAUAAGACCCUGGAUUCAAUCUUGUAUUGGAUUGAUUUGAUGAGAGAUGAAAAGUUCAUCCCUUAGAAUUCCUCAGUUUAUAAGCUCUUUGUUAAUUGUUCCAAAGAGCUUGUCUUGACCACUCUGGGAAAAUAAAUAGCAGUACUCAUA
Molecule: messenger RNA, 2529 nt
Organism: Rubroshorea leprosula
Lineage: Eukaryota; Viridiplantae; Streptophyta; Magnoliopsida; Malvales; Dipterocarpaceae
Source: the annotation of a GenBank genome assembly